GCGACUCCAGUUUUCCAUACGCUCAGUUGUGCCCGCGGUCAAGGGAAAAGCGCAGCCGAGCACUUCCUCCGAGCGAAGCCAAAAAGAAAUCAGGAAAAUACUUAGCGAUCUGUGAAAAAUCCACAAGAUGACCAAAGUUGAGCUUUACAAGUCGCGCGUCUUUGUGACAAUCAUACACCUGUGUGCACUGGGCCAAUUCGCCUAUGGACUCUACUACAGCUCCUUCGAGAUCCAAAGGAGCUACAAACUGAAGACGAGCCUCAAUCGCCGCCUGGUCCCCGAAUCGCUGCCCCAGAAAAUCAAAUUGCUGUCCUACUGGUCGCUGAUAAUUCAGGCACUGUACUAUAUUGUAUCGCUGGUCAACGAUUUCGUGGGCACUAAUGAGCUGACACCCAAGAAACCUCCGGCGGUGCGCAGGUUCAAGGACUGGCUGAUGGCUACAUUGGCCUUUCCAGUGGCUAUCAACGUGGGCGUGACCUUCUGGACACUGUACGCUAUCGACAGGGAGCUGGUCUUCCCCAAGGUGCUGGACCCCGUGUUUCCCAGCUGGCUCAACCACGUCCUGCACACCAACAUAGUGGUUUUCAUCGUCCUGGAGCUGUUCAUCUCGUACAGGUCGUACCCAAAACGAAGCCAAGGACUAGCAGGACUGGCCAUUUUCAUGGGCGCCUACCUGGUUUGGAUUCACGUGGUGAAGCACUACUCGGGUGUCUGGGUGUAUCCAGUGCUCGAGGUUCUCCAGCUUCCUCAACGCAUCCUGUUUUUCGCGGCCGUCGUUGGAUUCACGCUGUCACUUUACCUGCUGGGCGAGUUCCUCAACAAUACCGUCUGGGCCAAGGAAGUGAAGUUGGCCAAGCGCAAGUCCAACUAGGAGUAGGCUGUGACCCGUUUCUGUUCGAUGUAGUUGCGUUAAUUAGACACAAAAUACAAAUAGUGAUUGACAGGUCUCGAUUAUACAUUUUGCUCAUAUUGUUCGAUCUUCUCAGCCAAAGAAAGUAUUUAUAAGUAUGUAUGUACAAUCGUGCUGCAAAGUUGACUGAAGAAGGCGUACAAAAUAUGUGAGAAAUAAUAAACGAAACUUGCAACAUCAACUCGAUAAUAUAUUUUCCAGUAAUAUUGAAUUCGGAGUCUUUAAUCGUAAUAGGGAAACCCGUUUGCUAAUGAUAUUCAUUAUAUUCUUAUUACGCAUACAUUGUAACUGAGAUUAUAGCCGUAGUUUCUAUUGAGUGCGCGCGACUUUCGAUAGGUUUUAGUAGAUUAACCAAAAUGCAAAAAUGCCUUCUUGAUUAAACUCCUCAUAUCAAGCACUCUGAUUCAACGUCAUCUUUGAAUACCACUGUUAUUCAAUUAUAGUACCAUAAUAAAGCGAUUAAACUCUUCA
Drosophila sechellia is the source of this 1381-nucleotide messenger RNA. RefSeq names its product androgen-induced gene 1 protein. The record is from RefSeq and is a predicted model, not a curated record. NCBI's taxonomy places the organism in Eukaryota, Metazoa, Arthropoda, Insecta, Diptera, Drosophilidae. Bases 128 to 871 code for a protein of 247 amino acids. The transcript has 4 exons. Gene Ontology annotation, cellular component: endomembrane system; membrane.